Messenger RNA from Myripristis murdjan (pinecone soldierfish), 3438 nucleotides. RefSeq names its product serine/threonine-protein phosphatase 2B catalytic subunit alpha isoform. The record is from RefSeq and is a predicted model, not a curated record. Gene Ontology annotation, molecular function: calmodulin-dependent protein phosphatase activity. Bases 233 to 1813 code for a protein of 526 amino acids. The transcript has 15 exons. Gene Ontology annotation, biological process: calcineurin-mediated signaling. Lineage: Eukaryota; Metazoa; Chordata; Actinopteri; Holocentriformes; Holocentridae.
ACUGCGCUCAGACAACUUGACACAGAAUAACAGUAAAUCAGACAGAGCUGCUCCUCCAGCACCAGCAGUGAAAUUGUAACCCUGUUGCAAGUAUUUUUGGCCACUGAUAGGACCGAGUGAGAUCACUGCGGUCUCUUCCUCUCGGAUAGACUCAGAGUUGUUCGGCCAGAGCAACGCCGGGAUCGCUUUCAGGCGCAUUUCUUCUAUAUCUCAAUAUUAUAUCACACUGGAAAUGUCCGAAAACAAGCCGAAUGAUGACCCGAAGUUAUCUACGACGGACAGGGUGGUGAAAUCUGUCCCGUUCCCCCCCAGCCACCGACUCACGGCCAAAGAGGUGUUCGACACCGAGGGGAAGCCCAAGGUGGAUGUGCUCAAAGCCCACCUAACCAAGGAGGGGCGCGUGGAGGAGGGGGUGGCCCUGAGGCUCAUCGGAGAGGGCGCCGCCAUCCUGCGCUCAGAGAAGAACCUGUUGGACAUCGAGGCUCCCGUGACGGUUUGUGGAGACAUCCACGGGCAGUUCUUUGACCUGAUGAAGCUGUUUGAAGUAGGAGGAUCACCAGCAUCCACACGCUACCUUUUCCUGGGGGACUACGUUGACAGAGGGUAUUUCAGUAUUGAAUGUGUGCUGUACUUGUGGGCCUUAAAGAUCCUUUACCCCAAAACACUGUUUUUGCUGCGUGGGAACCAUGAAUGUAGACAUUUAACAGAGUAUUUCACAUUUAAGCAGGAAUGUAGAAUUAAGUAUUCAGAGAGGGUGUAUGACGCAUGUAUGGACGCCUUCGACUGCCUUCCCCUGGCUGCCCUUAUGAACCAGCAGUUCCUGUGUGUACACGGAGGACUGUCCCCAGAAAUCACAAAUCUUGAUGACAUCAGGAAACUAGACAGAUUCAAAGAGCCUCCAGCAUAUGGACCAAUGUGCGAUCUGCUGUGGUCCGACCCCCUGGAGGAUUUUGGGAAUGAGAAGAGCCAAGAGCAUUUCACACACAACACAGUGCGAGGCUGUUCCUACUUCUACAGCUACCCUGCAGUCUGUGACUUUCUACAACACAAUAACUUAUUAUCUGUCAUCCGGGCCCACGAAGCGCAGGAUGCUGGCUAUCGCAUGUACAGAAAGAGUCAGACCACUGGCUUCCCGUCCCUAAUCACCAUCUUCUCAGCACCCAACUACCUAGAUGUCUACAACAACAAAGCGGCAGUGCUGAAGUACGAGAACAACGUGAUGAACAUCCGACAGUUCAACUGCUCGCCUCACCCUUACUGGCUGCCCAACUUCAUGGACGUUUUCACCUGGUCCCUGCCCUUCGUCGGCGAGAAGGUCACCGAGAUGCUGGUGAACGUAUUGAGCAUCUGCUCCAAUGACGAGCUGACGACCGACGAAGAGCUGGAUGGUGCCACAGCUUCUGCCCGCAAGGAGGUCAUCCGCAACAAGAUCCGUGCCAUUGGGAAGAUGGCCAGGGUAUUCUCUGUGCUCAGAGAGGAGAGUGAGAGCGUGCUGACGCUGAAGGGACUGACCCCGACAGGCAUGCUACCCAGCGGAGUGCUGUCCGGUGGCAAAGAAAAGCUGCAGAAUGAAACUGCAGCUACUAUUGAAGCUAUUGAGGCUGACGAAGCCAUCAAGGGCUUCUCGCCCCAGCACAAGAUCACCAGCUUCGAGGAGGCCAAGGGCCUGGACCGCAUCAAUGAGCGGAUGCCGCCGCGGCGAGACGCCUUGCCCUCCGACGCCAGCCUGAACUCCCUCAACAAGGCCCUGUCCUCGGAGACCAACGGCACAGACGCCAAGGGCAGCACCAGCAGCGGCAGCAACAUCCAGUGAAAGGCCACCAGCGGGCGCCACCUUGGCCGACGGGGCUGCGCGGCCCUCAGCCCCGUUUUGGCCCGCCACCGCGGAACAGGGGCCAAAGGGUGAAGAGAGUGUAGAGGUGGGGGAGGGCAAGCGUCCGAAGGUGGAGGGGGGAGGGUGGGGGGUGGGGCGGUGGCGUCUACGGCUCACAUCGGGGGGACAUCUCACUUGCUAGUCUUUGGAUAUGCCUUCAAAAUAUUAGUUCAUAGUCAAGUCUGCUAAGUUAUUGCUGGUUCACAUUUCUGAACGAUCAGGCCAUGCGCUUGAUUUUACACCACACCACAGUAUGUCAGAGAGAGAGAGAGAGAGAGAGAGAGAAACAGAGAGAGAGAGAGAGAGGAAGAUCUUAACGGUGAUGUUUUUUCGGAAAGACCCUCGCUCAUUUACACCGAAAUGGAAAGUUGUGUAACUUCUUACUAACUAUUGUACGUUUACAAAAUACAGCACUAAAAAGGACAGAACAUGAGAUAAUGUUUUUAACAUAUAAGGGUGUACAAACUAAAUAAGGACUAUUUAUUGAUAACUUUUUUUGCUACUCUUAUAAAAUAGCUCUGAAAUGAAUUAGGCAGUCUUAAAAAGAAUGUUGCAAUGUUGUCGAAAUGCCAAAUAAUGGAACGUUUUAUGGUUUUGUACAGAUUAUGCUUACCUCAGGUUCUUUUGGUGUGUGCUUUGACCUGAUUUUUCUGUAUAAUGGCUAAAUAACUCGGUAAUGAAUACCUAUUUUCUUGAGUUUCAUAACUGGAAUUUACAUUUACCUAUCUAUCAUUUGCAAAUAUGUUUAUUUUUUGUCUCUUUUGGGAGGGGGGGGUAGAUUUAUUGUGGCUUGCUGGAAUUCUUGAGUGUUCAUUUUUCUCAUUUUAAGUAUUGCGAACAAAGUAAAAUAGAGAACCUAUAUUGUGUAAGAAAAAAAAAGAAUACAAUAAACUUAAAGUGUCUGCCUAUGCAUGUUUUAUAAAAAUCAAACCAAGGAAAUAGAAAAUCUGAAUACCUUGGCUGUGGAAGCCUGUUUUGAAAUAUAUUGCGCUUUAGUGAACAUAUACUGGAAACGUAUACCUGCAUACUUUCAAUUAACACCAUGAUAAUGCUCUAUGCCUUCAACUUCUUUUGUAAUUGAAGCAUUUAACUAUCUAAGAUGGAUGAGAAAUCAUAUUUUUAUCCUGCGCUUGUAAGUGCACACAGUCGAAUUAAGCAUGUUUGACAAUUCUCGUGAGGUGUGUGGUUACAUGUGGAACUCAAAAUGCAUGAUAGCUGUUUGUGUCAUAUAACGGUUUAAUCGGUUUCGUUCUGUUUUGUAAAUGUGCCACAGAAAGUGUAAUUUGAUUAUUAUUAUUAUUAUUAUUACUAUUAUUAUUUGGAACUCUGCUUUGUAUAUCAGUUACAGGUUUGAUACUGCUCAAUACUUUAAGAUGAAACAAAAAAAAAUAACUUCAAUCUUUUUUAAGAACUGCUUAAGUGCCCAAGUAAUUCACUACACGACAUGAAGCCUUGCUUUUGUAAUUUAACUUCAAAACUGUUGGCAGAUGAGGCAUGCACUUGCAACUAUGAAAAGUAUUUUAUAUAACUGUUCAAUAAAAAUGUGCAUGAAUUUCAACUUGAAA